GGGAGGGGGGAAGGAGGGGGCAGCGUUCGCUGCUGGAUCGCUUAUCUGAGAUCUCAAAGUCCGCCUUUCGCCCUUGCGCUCUCCCCUCUCCGCGGACCUGCCAUGGAUGUUACUCCUGGAUGUGCAUUCUUCAUUAUUUUCCUUCACUUUCAGCACGCGGAUACUCUUUACAUCGCCAACAGUAUAGAUUCCCUGCAGCAUGUCCUGAGGGAGUACGGGCUAGUGAGGCCGGUGAGCGUGGAUGCAGACGGACGCUUCCUCUCCCACGCCGUCUCUGCCAGCCGGUUGAGUGGGCAGGGGUCCCACCGGCGCAGGAGGAGGCAGGCCAACCAGCAUGGAGAGGCCAAUGCGGAGACGAACUCAGAGCAGGACCACCUGAGGCACAAGGAGACACUCUUUUAUAAUGUCACUGUUUUCGGACAGGAGUUUCACCUUUGCCUCAGGCUAAAUUCCAGGCUCGUGGCCCCUGGAGCCAAAGUGGAGUGGCUUGAGGACAAUAACCAAACGCACUCUGAGCCUUUGUUGCCCAGUGACUGUCUAUAUGUGGGUUAUGUUACCAAUGUGCAAGAUACAUCAGUGGCUCUCAGCAAUUGCGAUGGCCUGGCGGGGAUGAUCCGUGCAGGUCAAGAGGAGAUUUUUAUCGAGCCACUGGAGAGAGGAGGCGACAUGACAGGAGAGGAGGAAGGAGGACCCGGGCGUCAUCACAUCGUCUACCGCUCCUCUGACAUCAAGAAGCCGGUUGUCAAUCAACCCGCUGACUUUCACCCCAGAGGUUCACCUCUGGGUCUUCAGGCUGGAUUGGAGUAUUUACCCCACCAUGUUAAGAAGAAAAUAAAGAGCAACACGCGAACACGCAGAGAGACUUAUGAAGAUGAGAUAUUUAACAUCGAGGUUCUCUUGGGAGUGGACUGCUCUGUGGUGAUGUUUCACGGCAGAGAGCACAUCCAGAAGUACCUCCUGACCCUCAUGAAUAUUGUGAAUGAGAUUUAUCAGGACAGCUCCCUGGGUGCCCAUAUUAAUGUUGUCCUGGUUAGAAUCAUGAUGCUCUGCUCCUCCAAGUCCAUGGGUUUGAUUGAGCUGGGCAACGCUUCUCAGAGUCUGGAGAAUGUCUGCCGCUGGGCCUUCCUGCAGCAAAAAGAGGACAAGAAUGAUGCAGAAUACCACGAUCAUGCCAUUUUCCUCACCAGACAAGAGUUUGGGCCCACUGGCAUGCAAGGUUAUGCUCCUGUGACAGGAAUGUGUCACCCUGUGAGAAGUUGCACUCUGAACCAUGAGGAUGGCUUCUCGUCUGCUUUUGUUGUGGCCCAUGAGACAGGACAUGUACUGGGGAUGGAGCACGACGGCCAGGCAAAUGAGUGCGGGGAUGAGGUUCCCAUGGGGAGUAUAAUGGCUCCUCUGGUUCAAGCAGCCUUCCACCGCUUUCAUUGGUCCCGAUGCAGUCAACAGGAGCUCAGGCGAUACCUCAAUACAUAUGACUGUCUGCGUGAUGAACCCUUUGAUCAUGAAUGGCCAACUCUGCCCCAGCUGCCUGGUCUGCAUUACUCUAUGAACGACCAGUGCCGCUUUGACUUCGGCAUGGGCUACAUGAUGUGCACUGCGUACAGCACCUACGAUCCUUGCAAGCAGCUGUGGUGCAGCCACCCCGAGAACCCUUUCUUCUGCAAGACCAAGAAGGGCCCUCCUAUCGAUGGGACCAAGUGUGCAACAGGAAAGCACUGUUUUAAGGGUCACUGUAUCAAGCUGACGCCAGACAUUCUUAGGCAAGAUGGCCACUGGGGUCAGUGGACCAAGUUUGGCUCCUGUUCUCGUACCUGUGGUGGUGGAGUAUGGUUCCGAACUCGAGAGUGUAAUAACCCAAUUCCGGCCAACGGGGGGCGCACUUGUUAUGGAAACAACUAUGAGUUCCAGCUCUGUAACUUGGAGGAUUGUGCAAAGGCCCUGGCUGACUUUAGAGAGGAGCAGUGCAUAAUGUGGAACCCCCACUUUGAGCAUGAGGGCACCAAACACCAUUGGUUGCCCUACGAGCACCCUGAACCUGAAGAGAGAUGUCAACUAUACUGCCAGUCAAAAGAAACUGGAGAUGUGGUAUCCAUGAAGAGAAUGGUGCAUGAUGGCACACAUUGUUCCUACAAAGACCCUUACAGCGUGUGUGUGCGUGGGGAGUGUGAGAAAGUGGGCUGUGACAAUGUAAUAGCCUCGGAACUAGAAGACGAUAAGUGUGGCGUGUGUGGAGGAGACAACUCUACCUGCAAGAUUGUCAAAGGAAAUUUCACCCGCAGCACGAGGAAACCAGGUUUUCUGAAGAUCCUGGAGAUUCCUAGAGGAGCAAGCCACAUACAGAUCCGUGAAUUCAAAGGAACUCCACAUAUUCUAGCGGUGAAGAACCAGGCCACAGAUCAUAUCUUCCUGAACGACGAGGGUGAUUUUCCUGAGUCACGUACAGUAAUUGAGAAAGGUGUGGCGUGGGAGUACACUAACAAUGACGACAUGGAGACGGUCCAGACCACCGGACCACUCAAAUAUGGAGUUCUCAUUAUGGUAAGAAAGAGCAUUAUAUCAGCCAAAAUUACCAGAAGAACUUGUAUUGUGGCGUUUUUUCUGUUUGUCUGGCUUGUAGGGAAACAGUACACACGUUUUGGAUGCCGGAGGAAGUCGGAUGGCAAAAUGGUACACCGCACACUCUGUGCCAACAUACCCAAACCUCGCGCCAUCAGUCGAGCCUGCAACCAGAAGGAGUGCUCAGAACCAAUCUGGGUGACAGGAGAAUGGGAGGAGUGCAGUAAAUCAUGUGGUAAGACUGGUUCUCAGACUCGAACUGUGCGCUGUGUGAGACCUGAACUGGACGGUUCAUACAAAGCCAUCAACGCUAAGUAUUGCAAUGAUGACCGGCCUGAAGGACGACGACCCUGUAAUCGUCACCUAUGCCCUGCACAAUGGAGAACUGGACCUUGGUCUCAGUGCUCAGUGACCUGUGGUAAUGGGACUCAGGAGCGGCAGGUCAUGUGCAGCACCCCUGAUAAUGCCAUUGGCAUCUGUAUGAACACCAAGCCUGAGAGCAUCAAAUCAUGUCUGCUGGCACCGUGUCCAAAUGACAGAGGGAACUUCCUCAUCCAGUGGCUCUCCAGAGCAGACCCCGAGUUCCCAGCGCCCAAGAUCUCCUCAAGAUCCCGCUGUAAAGGAGACAAGUCUAUGUUAUGUCGGAUGGAGGUUCUCAGUAAGUACUGCUCCAACCCGGGCUACAGGCAGAUGUGCUGCAAGUCCUGCAACGAGGGCAACUACACCUCUGAAUUCAACCUGACUAGACCCUGGAUGUACACCACUGUCACCCCUACCGUAACUCCCACUGCGACGGCUCCCGUUCGCACGACACAGCUGUACAGGACCUCACAGAAGCCCGGCACAACAAUCACACCAUCGGUCAGAAGAUGGAGAAACAUCAGCACUGAGCCCAUAUCUUGGGCCCACACAACCACUGUGAAUCCAAUAACCCUAAAACCAGGAACCACAGUCCCUUUCACCACUGGUUCUGUCACUGUGCACACUAAGCAUCCCGGCACACUCGACUACGAAGAGGAAACCAGUGCCCCCUUCUACGAGGAUGAAACCUGGAGCGACGUCUCAACCGAACACUUCUCAGAAUCCGAAUCGUCAGUGUUCAUCUCAUCGUCUGCAGAGCCUUGGCCAACAACUCCACAAUAUACAAGCACACCUGAGAAUAAAAACAUCGAGACAACUUUUCUGACAAUGCUACAGCCUAACGUUACUGCAACAACAAGCCCUCCUGCCAUAAUCAGUCUCCAUCGGUCAGAAGACAAGAAGGAGAAUAACUCCAUCGACGUGUCCUACAGGAUUGUCAAUCCGAACGAGGUCGCACUUAACCACUUUGUUCCCAGAAAGCGAGUGCCGUUCCGUGAGAAAACGCAUAAUAAAAGAAUUCAAGAGCUUCUUGCGGAGAAAAGACAACAAGACUUCCUGCUUCAAAGACUGAAACGAAAACCAGGAGACUGAUGCAUUUCCUUUUCUUUAUCCCUGUGGUAUUUUGUGAGUAUAUUUUAAGUGGUUUUACAGCCUCUACACUCUUUCUUGGCAUUUGCAAUAUUUUUUUACAGGAAAUAACCUCAGAUCUCAGUCUUUCAUGUAGUAUCUGUUCAGGGCAUCUGAUUGGAUAGAAAAAUGACCCUAGUCAUGGCUUUUUUUUUUGUGAAGAUGACAUUGUCCCAGGGAUUUACCACGUUUGGCUACUUUAAAAACACAUGGGGUAAAGCAGAGGCAUAAGAAACUGUCUGUUGUGGAGAUCUGGCAGUUUAAGCUUUGACCGGGCACGAUUUUUCCAGUCCUCUACAAUUGUUGUACAUGAUCCCAGUGAGAUUUUGUGUGAGGUCAACAGUCAGACUGUACAAUACACAUCUUAUCCACAAUUCUGAUCCCAGUGGUGCUGUUGACAGCAUAUACAAGUGGUGCAACAAGAUUUCACUCACCACCAGAACUUUUGAGGCUCAGCAUCAUUGUGAUGGGAAUAAAUCAUCUGAUGGUGCAUACACAUCACGCAAAGGCCUCAUAUUUUGCGCUACAGAAAUUGUACGAUCCUAAAAUUUGUCUCAGGUGGCAAAAUUGUACAGUUUGAACCUGACGUAAAGCAAGAUUUAAAGCAUUCAGAUGAAAGCUUGUUGAAUGAAGAGAUCCAUGAAUCAUAAUUUUUUGCCAUAUUUCUCUAAGGGAAAAGUCGUGUUGUUUGUCAUUAUCUCACUUUUAAAGGUUUAUUGACCCAGCUUAAAACCUAAUUAAAUCAGCUUGAGCUGAUCAUGUGCUGAUCAUAUAUGGUCUGGCUUGUUAGUUUUGGAUGAGUGUUGGUCAGCUGGUGAGGCUGGCAGACCAGCUAAACCAGCUGAACACAAUCUUGACCAGAAUGGAAGACCAGCUUAAACAAGACUAGCUAAAAAGCUGGUUCAAUGCGUUUUUUUUCAUCAGGAGAAUGAUGUUUCAACAUUUGGUGUAUCUUGUCCAAAGUUUUAAGUCAACUAACCUCCAUUGCAUUACAGUACAGUAUAUAUAGAGCUAACUGCCCAAGGACCC
Molecule: messenger RNA, 5073 nt
Organism: Sinocyclocheilus grahami
Lineage: Eukaryota; Metazoa; Chordata; Actinopteri; Cypriniformes; Cyprinidae
Product: A disintegrin and metalloproteinase with thrombospondin motifs 2-like
Exons: 21
Coding region: 103-4008 (1301 amino acids)
Biological process (GO): extracellular matrix organization; proteolysis
Cellular component (GO): extracellular matrix
Molecular function (GO): metalloendopeptidase activity
Source: RefSeq, a predicted model, not a curated record